Panicum virgatum (switchgrass) is the source of this 939-nucleotide messenger RNA. RefSeq lists its product as uncharacterized. Lineage: Eukaryota; Viridiplantae; Streptophyta; Magnoliopsida; Poales; Poaceae. The transcript has a single exon. Bases 134 to 481 code for a protein of 115 amino acids. The record is from RefSeq and is a predicted model, not a curated record.
GCACGGGAAGAAGCAGGAGACCGGCGCGGCGGCAAGAGGAAGAGAGGAGCUGCAGAGCGAGCAGAGUGAAGGAGGAGAAGAAGAAGAAGAUCAGUCGAUCACAGGCAAAGGACCGUGCCAAGAGAGGGCAAGAAUGGGGGAGGCGCCGUGCGUCGUCGUCGGGCCUCGCCGCGCCGCCGCGCCGCACUCGUUCCGCCUGGCCCGCCACGGGCGCCGGAAGGUCCACGUCGUCCGGCUCGGCGGCGGCCCCGGCGCGCGCGCGCCGGCGGCGCGCCGAGGGUUCAGGCUCCGGCGGUGGCUGCGGCGCGCGGCGUGGCGCCUCGCGGAGCUCUGCGUGGCGGCGCUGGCGGGCCAGGGCCACCACCCGGCGGGGGCGCCGCCGCCCUGCGCCCACCCGCCGUGGGCGGGCGUGGAGCCCUACUUCGCCGCACCCUUCGUCCCCGUCGCGCGGAUGAAGCGCGCCGCCGGCGCGCAGGCCUAGCUCGAGUUUGUCUGGCCGCGCUCUCCGCGACGCGCGCGCGGGACUGAUCGCUGACGCAUUAGUUGCCGGCGACGCGCCGCGGCGCGUCGGCGUGCGGCGAACUCGAGAGACCGCGCGUGCAUGGUGUGCGCGUCUGACAGCAGGUGGAUCGUGUACAGGAGCGCACUGUGCUAUCUUCUUCCUCCUCCUCCUCCUUCUUCUUCUUCUUCUUCUUUUUUUUUUUUUUUGCUUCUUAAGGCAACGAAGAAGCAUCUGCAGCAGUACUGUGGAACAGUGCGCUGCCGCAGCUCCAAUCAUGGGGGCGUUACUUACAGAUUAUUAUUGUUUUCGAUCGAUCCCUUAAUGUAGCUUAAUUAGAAAGAAAAAAGUAGCCCAAGCCACUGUGUUACGGCACAUACUGUUUGUACUGGCUGCUGAUCAAUCUUAACGCAAGAGUAUAGCUGGUUUCUGUUCCCUCC